Molecule: messenger RNA, 1656 nt
Organism: Ambispora leptoticha
Lineage: Eukaryota; Fungi; Glomeromycota; Glomeromycetes; Archaeosporales; Ambisporaceae
Source: the annotation of a GenBank genome assembly
AUGACAUCUUUUUCGAGCUCAGUAAUAAUAAUUCUCUUGAUUGCUCUAUUAAUAGCAACAGAUCUAGCAACGUCCCAUUAUAUAAUCCCAAGAAAAAAACCAAAACCUCGAUAUACGCCCCUGACCCAUGAAAUAACCUUCAAUGUCGGAAGAAAGGUCUUAGAUCCAGAUGGAUUCUUCCGUCGCGUAUGGACAGUUAAUGGUCAAUUUCCUGGACAAGAAAUUCACGCUUUUCAAAAUGAUCGAUUGAAAGUUCAUGUUAUUAAUAAUCUUGGUGAUGAGGCAACUGCUUUCCAUUGGCAUGGAAUUUUUCAAACUGGCACUCCUUGGUAUGACGGAGUCCCAGGUGGUACGCAGUGCCCAAUUCCAGCUGGUGAAGAAUUUACUUAUGAUUUUCAAUUACUCCAGUCAGGAACGUAUUGGUGGCAUUCACAUUAUUUUGCACAAUAUGUUGAUGGACUAGCUGGACCUCUUAUAAUUGAUGAUCCUCAAGAUCCUUAUUUUCAAGCAUACGAUGAAGAGUUCAUCGUAACAUUGCACGACUGGUACCAUACUGAGAGCUCCGAAUUGAUAAAGAAUCUCAUGAAACCUCUUCAAGCAGGAUAUGCUGAACCUGUACCAGACUCCGGUUUGAUUAAUGGAAGAAACAAUUAUAAUUGCAAAUUAGCACCAGUUGGAACUAAAUGCAUUCCAAACAAUAGUCUUUCGACAUUCGUAUUUCAGCAAGGGAAAAGAUAUCGUAUUAGGAUUAUCAAUAUGAGUGCCGACGAUAGCUUUGAUUUCUCAAUAGACGAACAUCUAUUAGAAGUUAUGGAAGUUGACGGAGUUUUGACCAAAUCCAAGCAAGUAACUACUCUCUCAAUCGAUGCUGGCCAACGAUAUUCGGUAAUCGUAAAAGCCGACCAAAUUAUAAAAAAUUUUUGGAUGCGUGCUGAAAUGGGCAUCGACAGCACAGAUAAAGGUGUAAAUCCUCACAUUCGAGCAAUCGUGCAUUACGAAGGAGCAUCUUUCGACAAACCUACAACACAAGAUUGGGUAAAUAAAACAGAUUUGGAUCCUAUGACACUUCAACCAUAUUUUAGCGACCCUGUGCCGUCUCCAGUAGGAACGCAGUUCAUUUUGACGAUUGAUAUAAGACUGGAUGCUAACAAUUACACGAAAGGUUUUGUAAAUAAUUCCACUUUCAAACUUGAUCUUGAUAAUCCUUCACUUGACCGGGCUAUCCGUAAUUUGUCGAUUGAUGGGCCAAAUGCAAAUGUUUAUACUUUUGAUAAACCUGGAGAAGUUGUUCAAGUCAUUUUGCAAAAUGUACAUGACGAAGACCAUCCUUUUCAUAUGCAUGGCCACCACUUCUGGAUUCUUGGAACUGGUGAAGGACUUUUUGAUAAAAAUAAUGCGACGCUGAAUCUAAUAGACCCAAUAAAACGCGAUACUCAAGAUGUACCUGCUAAAGGAUGGCUAGUGAUUCGAUUCGUCGCUGAUAAUCCAGGUGUUUGGACAUUCCAUUGUCAUCUUGAAUGGCAUCUUGAAGAGGGUCUAUCGUUGCAAUUUCUGGAAUUACCCACUAUAUUAAAAACUUUUAAGCAGCCAGAAACUGUAACAAGUCUUUGCAAGUCUAAUUCUAAUAGUACGAACGCACCCACCACAACUUAUUAA